Phytophthora infestans T30-4 is the source of this 852-nucleotide messenger RNA. RefSeq lists its product as uncharacterized. The coding region runs from base 16 to 852 and encodes 278 amino acids. NCBI's taxonomy places the organism in Eukaryota, Oomycota, Peronosporomycetes, Peronosporales, Peronosporaceae. The transcript has a single exon. The record is from RefSeq and is a predicted model, not a curated record.
CAGGCACGCAACGUCAUGACAAGCUCCGAGAUAACGGCGUGGCUGAAGACUGAGCUGGUGAGCGCGUUGGGCUUCGCGGAAGUAGAUGAGAUCGUCAGCUACAUCACGAGCACAUUCCAGUCCAGGCAGGAGGCGUCUAGCUACCUCAUCGAGCUGUUGGGAAUCCCGGCUGGUCGGGCAGAGCACAUCAGCACACGGCUGUUCUCUUCUGAGCCGUCGGCUGCCAAUUCUGUCAACGGAGGGGCGGUAGCUGUAUCCCAAAUACAGGAGGGACUGGUACCUCGACCUACAGCGGUGAACUCGCGUCUCAAGCCCAGCAAGAAAGGCAAGAAAGGGACUUCGGCGCUACUCAACAACGCUCUCAUUAUCAAUUGCCUGCGCUGCGGACGCAUUGAGUACAAUGGCGGGCGCCGCUGCGCUUUCUGCGAUACUGAACUGCACUAUGAGGCGGAUGCAGCCACAGCCGACCAAGCUGCGCAGCAGCACAUGGAGGAGCUUGUGCAUCUCGACGAGACGGGUGCCGAGCGCAUGGUGGUGCUGGAUGCCGAACAGUAUUUCUACGACGAGGAGCAAAUCGAGAAGCACAGCAGCGACAAUCCCAGUAGCGCGAGACGUCCUAUCACGAUGGCGCUGGAUCUGGAAAACAGGCAGUUCGUGGACGUCAAGAUCACGCGAAACGAGCAGCUUGCCAAGGACGCAAGGGAGCUGGUGGAAGGCGUCCAGCGCAAGAUGCACAAGGGCAAGCGCGGGAAAGGCAGCCUCCAUCAGCAGACGGAGGCUCCGUCCACUUCUGGUGGCAUCCGCGAGGCGCUCGUGGUGGUGGACGACUCGUACAAUCUAGUUUUCGUGUAG